Molecule: messenger RNA, 1463 nt
Organism: Heteronotia binoei (common prickly gecko)
Lineage: Eukaryota; Metazoa; Chordata; Lepidosauria; Squamata; Gekkonidae
Gene: HAUS4
Product: HAUS augmin like complex subunit 4
Exons: 9
Coding region: 17-1084 (355 amino acids)
Biological process (GO): spindle assembly; centrosome cycle
Cellular component (GO): HAUS complex
Molecular function (GO): microtubule minus-end binding
Source: RefSeq, a predicted model, not a curated record
UCAGGCUGAAGAGCUGAUGGCAUCUACCUCAGGACUUGUGGGUGCUGAGCUGCUGCAAUCAGGUUGCGGUAGCCUCCUGCCCCCCUGCUCACUCACUGAUGAAGACCUGGCUGCCUAUCCUGGUUUGGCUAAUCUCCUUAUGAGCUUGACUAAACAUAUGGACUCCAGUGGGCUCAGUACCAACUUGGCACAACAGCUAGAGGAGGCAAGGAAAGAAUUACAUCUAUCCCGAACAAGCUGGCUGAAGUGGGAGGCUCUACACCGGGUUCUUCAAGAGGCACUGAGGGACUCGGGGUCUGGACUUUCUGCACAGGAGAAAAAAUUUUUAGAAGUCCUGGAGCAGCAGCUUUUGAUAGGUGAACUGAGGCGAAUCCUUGACUUUGGCUCUUCUGCGCAAGGUGCGCAGCCGUCCCUCCUAGGUUUGGUGCCUUCUGACCUCUUGGAGCUUCUUCCCCCCAAUCAAAAACUGGAGGAGAUGCAGAAGCACCUUCCUGUUGAGUUGGAGAAGCAUCUUAAGCACAAGUGCUUGGCUUUGCUGAGUUACUUCUGUCCAGAGAGUGAUGGUGCUGGACAGAUUCCUCGGGCAGCUAUGAUGGGGACCCUGGCGGAAAAGUUGGCUGCAGAAAAACAGUGCUUGCAAGAGGCCCGUGAUCGACACCAAGAGCUCGUGGGGUUGCUGGAACAGCAGAAGGCUGCCUACCUUCAGGUUUUGUUACGCUGCUUAGUCCUACUAAAACGCUUUGCCCGUGAACAUCGUCUUGGCGCUCAGUCUGAACUUGACUCCCUCAAUACUCAGUACUUGGAGAUCAAAUGUAGUGCCAUGUUCCUCAAGAUACGAUUUGAAGAACUGAGCAUUCUCUUGGAAACCUAUGUACCUGAGAAAGUGGAUGUACACCGGGUGAUGAGGGACAGUCUGCAGGCAGCAAUAUGCCAGGAAGAGCAAGAUUUGGCUGCUUCCCGCAAGAUCCUCUCCAGCUAUGAGAUUCUGGGCCCCGAGUUUGAGGAACUGGUGAAGGAGUAUGCCCGGCUGCAAGCCAUCAUUGAGAACCAGCGCUGGGUGUUGAGAGAAUUCAACAAAGUCUGAUCGUUUUGAAUGAUGACCGUUCGCUGCAUAGUGGUUACUUUAUCAAAUACGUGCAGAAGAAAUGCAAAGGAAAUAAGCUAGCGCCCUGUGUUGCUUUGUUCCUGCUGAAAAGAACUCCCGGUGGCCAUUAUCUUGCUGUCUGUAACACAUCCACUCAUACUGUUCUCUCUGUACACCCCCCUCCUUCCCCCCAAAUUGCCAACAGCAUGUUGGGUUUUUCUCAGAAUCUGUUUCAGCCUCUCUGAAGCACAGAUAAAAUCCACGGGGCCUAUACCGAUAUCCCAAAUAACAGAAUUUCAUAUUAGCAUGCUGUGGCUAGAGAAAAAAAAAACUCUGUGCCUGUUGAUAAGAGUGAAUAAAUAGUACUGGCUGUAAAUAC